Molecule: messenger RNA, 828 nt
Organism: Corylus avellana
Lineage: Eukaryota; Viridiplantae; Streptophyta; Magnoliopsida; Fagales; Betulaceae
Product: SNARE-like superfamily protein
Biological process (GO): intracellular protein transport; retrograde vesicle-mediated transport, Golgi to endoplasmic reticulum; intra-Golgi vesicle-mediated transport
Cellular component (GO): COPI vesicle coat
Source: RefSeq, a predicted model, not a curated record
GCUUCAGCUUUGGAUCGGGAUCGGCUCAGACUCUGAUUGAAGAAGUAAAAACAGAAAUGUUGCUCGCUUUGCUCAUCUCCAACUCCGUGGGCAACAUUCUCGUCGAACGAUAUCAUGGAGUUCCAGCGGAGGAACGAUUGCAUUGGAGAUCUUUUUUAGUUAAACUGGGAGCAGAUAAUCUCAAAGGUGCAAAAAAUGAAGAGCUCCUUGUGGCUUCACACAAGUCUGUUUAUAUUGUUUAUACGGUGCUUGGAGAUGUCUCAGUUUAUGUGGUUGGCAAGGAUGAGUAUGAUGAACUUGCAUUGGCUGAAGUGAUCUUUGUUAUAACCUCAACAAUCAAGGAUGUAUGUGGAAAACUUCCAAGUGAACGCUUGUUUCUUGACAAAUAUGGAAAGAUAUGCCAGUGUCUUGAUGAAAUAGUUUGGACGGGGAUCCUGGAGAACACAGACAAAGAUCGAAUCAAAAGGCUGAUUAGGUUAAAGCCUCCGGCUGAGUUUUGAACACUGAAAGGGGGUGCUUCUUACUUCUUUCCAUCUCACUUGUGCGGAUGACAGUGAACCACCCAUGCCUGCUUUAGUCACGGUGGCGCCACUGCUUCCUGAGUGAAUAUUUUUCUGAAAGAGAAGUGGUUCACAAAUAUAAUUCUACUAUUUCAAGCUUGAAUGUUUAAUUGCUAUGCACGGAGGUGGGGGUGUAUUGUGUUAAUCCCUCUCUGGUUUUGCGGAUAAUUGCAAUAUGGUUCAGGUGAUGGAUUCCAUUUAUCACUGGAUAAUUUGUGUCGCCAAUUUGUUUAAGGCAUAUUCGCAUUUGUUUGAACUUCUUUUGAUC